Carica papaya (papaya) is the source of this 1742-nucleotide messenger RNA. Its product is annotated as protein trichome berefringence-like 7. Gene Ontology annotation, cellular component: Golgi apparatus. Gene Ontology annotation, molecular function: O-acetyltransferase activity. The record is from RefSeq and is a predicted model, not a curated record. Lineage: Eukaryota; Viridiplantae; Streptophyta; Magnoliopsida; Brassicales; Caricaceae.
CUAUAUACUCAGGGCGUAAGUCGUCGGAUCUUGUGCUAAAGAAUUGAAAUUAUGUGUGGCUUGAGUAAGGAUGCUUCACUGAUUAGCGCUACGAAUGAUUGAGAUUAUGAGCAAAUUUACCAAGAGUACAUCAUUCAACCGCAGCUUGGGUUCUUUGAGCUUUGGAAGCCCAAGAACUUCAAGUAUUAGUAGCCCUGUAUCCUCAGCUUUAGGAAGCCCGAGAACCCUGAGUUUUGGAAGCCCAAGGGUUAGUCGAUUCAGCUGGGUGUCCCGUUUGUUUCAGGUUCUUGUCAUCGUUGGAUCUUUGGUUUCAUUCUUUAUAGUCAUAGGUGGCGGUUAUAUGUAUGUUCUUCCUACCUUCAGUCAGGCAUUUCUUGGAUAUGGUGUCUCCCAAUUGAACACUUCAAGGGGAGAGUGUGAUAUAUUUGAUGGAAAUUGGGUCACGGAUAAUGAAUAUCCGUUGUAUAAUGCUUCAGAUUGCCCUUUUGUGGAACAAGGAUUCAAUUGUUUAGGAAACGGACGUAGAGAAGAGGAUUAUCUUAAGUGGAGGUGGAAACCAAAGCUAUGUGAUAUCCCAAGGUUGAACGUUCAUAAUGUUCUGGAAAGGCUUAGGGGUAAGAGGGUUGUUUUCGUUGGAGAUUCUAUGAGCAGAACCCAGUGGGAGUCAUUGAUAUGCUUGCUAAUGGCUGGUGUAGAAGAUAAGAACAGUGUCUAUGAAAUAAAUGGGAAUAAGAUAACAAAAAGGAUAAGAUUUUUAGGUGUGCGGUUCAGUUCUUUCAAUUUUACUAUUGAGUUCUUUCGCUCUGUUUUCUUGGUACAACAUGGUUGGGUGCCUAGACAUGCACCCAGGCGGGUUCGAUCAGCACUCAAAUUGGACAAGUUGGAUGAUAUCAGCAGUGAGUGGAUUAAUGCAGAUGUUCUCAUAUUCAACACAGGACAGUGGUGGGUGCCAGGGAAGCUUUUUGAAACAGGUUGCUACUUUCAGGUUGGAAACUCAUUAAAGCUUGGAAUGUCAAUUCCUACCGCCUUCAGACUAGCAUUAGAAACUUGGGCAUCAUGGAUUGAGCAAACAAUCAACACAAGUAAAACACACAUCUUUUUUCGGACAUUUGAGCCAUCUCAUUGGAGGGACCAAACUCACAGGUUAUGCAAUGUGACGCAUCAACCUAUAGCGGACACCAAAGGAAGGGACCGAAGUAUAUUUUCAGACACCAUCUUGGAUGUGAUAAAGAAUAUGACAGUUCCUGUAACAGUUUUGCAUAUAACUUCUUUGUCGGCAUUCCGCAGUGAUGCACAUGUGGGUUUGUGGAGUGACAACCCAUCUGUUCCUGAUUGUAGCCACUGGUGUCUACCAGGAGUUCCAGAUAUGUGGAAUGAAAUUUUUCUGUCAUACGUGAUUGCUAACUUUAAACAUAACCAAUGACAUGUCACUGUAUCAAACAAUUUCAUUUUUGCAAGAUCAAGCUGAUGAAACUUCUAAUUCCAAAGGAUGGAGUAGAUGACUCUCCCUUGAAUCUUCUUCUAUCCUUCAGCCAACUAAUCCCUCAAGAAAAGAACCCCCUUUCUAAAAUGUAGAGUCACACAGAUAAGAGUUUUGUAAAAGAAACUGAUUUUUUCAUUCUUUCUCCAUUUUAUUUUCCUUUCAAUUUUCAUCUUUAGGAGAGGAGCUGCAAUUUGGUUUCCGUGGUGUAAAAAGAAAGUUUGAUUCUGGCAGUAAUCAAAAUUUUGGUAGUGAGGCUUCU